AUGCAGUCUCUUGCCCAGGAAAUAAAGACAUUUUCCAAGACCAAUUUGAGAAAGCAAUGCACCCGUGUGACAACAUUGAGUGGCAGGAGGAUUAUUGAGACAUGGAAAGGGUCGACUAUUCAUGUUGUAGAGGAUAAAACUCAGCCUGAGACAGCAUGCGGCUACGUACAGGACAACAGCUGGGACUUACAAGUUGGAGUUAUUAAACCUUAUUUAAUAUUAGGCUCACAAGAUGCUGCACAUGACUUUGGCAUUUUGAGAAAAUAUAAGGUGUCCCACAUAUUGAAUGUAGCCUAUGGUGUUGAAAACGCCUUUCCAGACCUGUUCAUUUAUAAAACCCUGAGCAUUCUGGAUGUGCCUAAUACUGACAUAACAUCCUAUUUCCAAGAGUGCUCAAAAUUCAUAGACCAAGCAAAUACAGAGAAAGGAGUUGUGUUGGUUCACUGCAAUUCCGGAGCCUCAAGGUCUGCCUCGGUUGUCAUUGGAUACCUGAUGUCCAGGGAAGGGAAGCCUUUUGAUGAUGCAUUUGCCUUGGUGAAAUCAGCCCGGCCAGCCACAUGCCCAAACCCAGGCUUUGUCGAACAGUUGAAAGGUUUCAAACCUAAAUGGGGCAUACAAGCCAAUGGUGUGGGCUAUGAAUGAGCAAGAACAGCAACACCUGCAGCGCCAGAGUUAUGCAUUUCAUCAUCAGCCACUGUUUCUCACAAAGAGGUCAUUCUGAUAAAGAUCCGGGGCUGUGUCUGAAAUAGCACUCUAUUCCCUAUACAGUAGUGUGCACUGGGGCCCUGGUCAAACGUAGUGCACUAUAUAGGGAAUUGGGUGACAUUUUGGAUCUUAAUAUGGCCCCUAAUGCCCAAGGGACCCUACCAUCAUGUUGAAGUGUUCAUUAGCCGCCAUUUUUAAAUGCCCUACAAUGCCCUGUCAAUAUACACUGUGGGGCCAGUGUUAUCCAAUAGUUAAACAUUCCUGUUAUCAAUUUCUAUGAACAACUGAGGGUGGUAUGAAUUUGAAUAUAAUCUAAUUUGAAUAGCAAAGGUAUAAAUAUACAAUUCUCAACUUUAUGAAUCAUGCCAUGUCUGUGCAACAAUUCGUAAAUUCAUUUUGAGUCUUUAUUUUUUUGUACCAAAAAUGUGUGAGGUGACAGGUACAG
Coregonus clupeaformis (lake whitefish) is the source of this 1150-nucleotide messenger RNA. Its product is annotated as dual specificity protein phosphatase 19-like. The record is from RefSeq and is a predicted model, not a curated record. Bases 1 to 642 code for a protein of 213 amino acids. Gene Ontology annotation, biological process: protein dephosphorylation; regulation of MAP kinase activity. NCBI's taxonomy places the organism in Eukaryota, Metazoa, Chordata, Actinopteri, Salmoniformes, Salmonidae. The transcript has 4 exons. Gene Ontology annotation, cellular component: cytoplasm. Gene Ontology annotation, molecular function: JUN kinase phosphatase activity.